UCCCUUCUUGAAGAGGCGGAGCUGGGUUGCGUUCUCCUCUGGCCGACGCAGGCCGAACCGGACCGAGGAGAUUCGAGUGGGGCCGAGGCCGGUGGCACCGCGGCCCAGAGCGGAGGUGGCAGGGCGCGCCCCACCCAGCGGCCAGGCGGAGCCUAAGAUGCUGGCUUUUGCCAGGCGGCCCCGCCCGGGCUCCCAGCCGCCUCCGGCCUCGCCCUUUCCGCUGCUGCUGCUGGCGGUGCUGAGCGGCCCGGUAUCCGGCCGCGUUCCCCGCUCGGUUCCCAGGACCUCGCUUCCUAUCUCAGAGGCUGACUCCUAUCUCACCCGGUUCACCGUCCCUCAGACAUACAAUUACUCUGUCCUCCUUGUGGAUCCUGCUUCCCAUACACUUUAUGUCGGCGCCCGGGACACCAUCUUCGCUUUAUCCCUGCCCUUCUCAGGGGAGAGACCCCGCAGGAUUGACUGGAUGGUGCCUGAGGCCCACAGACAGAACUGUAGGAAGAAAGGCAAGAAGGAGGAUGAAUGCCACAAUUUUGUCCAGAUUCUCGCCAUUGCCAAUGCCUCUCACCUCCUCACUUGUGGCACCUUCGCUUUUGACCCGAAGUGCGGGGUUAUUGAUGUGUCCAGUUUCCAGCAGGUUGAAAGACUUGAGAGUGGCCGAGGGAAAUGUCCUUUUGAGCCAGCUCAGCGGUCAGCAGCUGUAAUGGCUGGGGGGGUCCUCUAUGCUGCCACUGUGAAAAACUACUUGGGGACGGAGCCGAUUAUCUCCCGGGCUGUGGGUCGCGCUGAGGACUGGAUUCGGACAGAGACCUUGCCAUCCUGGCUUAACGCCCCAGCCUUUGUUGCAGCCGUGGCCUUGAGCCCAGCCGACUGGGGAGAUGAAGACGGAGAUGACGAGAUCUACUUCUUCUUUACGGAGACUUCCCGAGCAUUUGACUCGUAUGAGCGCAUUAAGGUCCCACGGGUGGCCCGUGUGUGUGCGGGGGACCUUGGGGGCCGGAAGACCCUCCAGCACAGAUGGACAACAUUUCUGAAGGCUGACCUGCUAUGUCCAGGGCCUGAGCAUGGCCGGGCCUCCAGUGUCCUGCAGGACAUGGCCAUUCUUCGACCUGAGCAUGGAUCGGGGACCCUCAUCUUUUAUGGCAUCUUUUCCUCCCAGUGGGAGGGGGCUGCCAUCUCUGCUGUCUGUGCCUUUCUACCACAAGACAUUCGGACAGUGCUGAAUGGUCCCUUCAGAGAGUUGAAACAUGACUGCAACAGGGGACUGCCUGUCAUGGACAAUGACGUACCCCAGCCCAGACCUGGAGAGUGCAUCGCCAACAACAUGAAACUCCAGCAGUUUGGCUCAUCACUUUCCCUGCCUGACCGUGUGCUCACCUUCAUCCGGGACCACCCACUCAUGGACAGGCCGGUGUUUCCCGCCGAUGGUCAUCCCCUGCUCGUCACUACAGAUACAGCCUAUCUCAGAAUUGUGGCCCACAGGGUGACCAGCCUCUCAGGGAAAGAGUACGAUGUGCUCUACCUGGGGACAGAGGAUGGACACCUCCACCGAGCAGUGCAGAUUGGAGCCCAGCUCAGCGUCCUGGAGGAUCUGGCCUUAUUCCCUGAGCCACAGCCAAUUGAGAGCAUGAAAUUGUAUCAAAACUGGCUCCUGGUGGGCUCCCAUACUGAGGUGACACAAGUGAACACAACCAACUGUGGCCGUCUCCAGAGCUGCUCAGAGUGCAUCCUGGCCCAAGACCCUGUGUGUGCCUGGAGCUUCCGGCUGGAUGCGUGUGUGGCCCAUGCUGGGGAGCAUGGAGGGUUGGUCCAAGACAUAGAGUCAGCGGAUGUCUCUUCUUUGUGUCCCAAAGAGCCCGGAGAACGCCCAGUAGUGUUUGAAGUUCCUGUGGCUACAGCUGCGCAUGUGGUCUUGCCAUGUUCCCCAAGUUCAGCAUGGGCGUCCUGUGUGUGGCACCGGCCCAGUGGAGUGACUGCACUUACCCCCCGGCGGGAUGGGCUGGAGGUGGUGGUAACCCCAGGAGCCAUGGGUGCUUAUGCCUGUGAAUGUCAGGAGGGUGGGGCUGCCCGUGUGGUGGCUGCUUACAGCUUGGUAUGGGGCAACCAGCGGGGCCCCCCAAGUCAGGCCCACACAGUAGGGGCGGGACUGGCUGGCUUUGUCCUGGGGGUUCUUGCAGCAUCCCUGACUCUCCUUCUGAUUGGUCGGCGUCAGCAGCGACGGCGACAGAGGGAACUUCUGGCCAGAGACAAGGUGGGCUUGGACCUAGGGGCCCCACCAUCUGGGACCACAAGCUACAGCCAGGACCCUCCCUCUCCUUCUCCUGAAGAUGAGCGGCUGCCCCUGGCCCUGGCCAAGAGGAGCAGUGGCUUUGGUGGCUUCCCUCCCCCCUUUCUGCUUGAUACUUGCCCGAGCCCAGCCCACAUUCGGCUCACUGGGGCUCCUCUAGCCACAUGUGAUGAAACAUCCAUCUAGGGCAAAUGACUGCUAGUGCAUUGGUAGCCCCUGGAGGGGAAUGACCAUUAAGAUGCUGGGGGUAGUGGGCCUGGAAGACGGUCAUGGCCUCUGGGUUCUCUUUUGGUCUUUGUGUAAUCACUUAGACUUCGUGUCUGCCUACUCUGGGCCUGGCUGGGCUCUGGCCCAAGCCUGUGCUUGAUUUCCUGAUUGCCAUGCGAGAUCAGAGCUGCCUUCUCCAGCAAAUCAGGACUUUUCCCAUGCCUGCCCUCUGAACCGCUGCGACCCCUUCAGCCUUGGCCCCCCAUCUUGGGCCCAUUAGUUUGGGGAUGGGGAACAGAACAUAGCUAUGACUUUGCCUUCUGGUGGGCCCUGGCAGGAAGGAAGGCCCCUAGAGGUGGUGUGGGGCUAGUGUGCAUUGAUCUUUUUGUUCAUUCUCUUUAGUUUAUUGGAUUCUCUGUGGGGAGUGCAUGAUCCCCAUGUCGCAACAUGAAAUCUCUGCCCUGAGAUGUCCCCCAACCCAGUUUUCCUUCUUCUGUAAAAGAGUGUGUGUGUAUACACAGGUGUUCGUUGGAGGCCUGGCCACAUGUGCAUGAAUGACUGGGCCAAUGCUCAGGUGUACUCAUGAGGGGUCAGGAGGGGAAGGUGGGAAUGGAGGCAUUGCCUGCAGAACUUCAGACCCUGCAGGCAGUGAAGGAAUGGCUUUCCUUUCUAAAAGGAAACAAGCCACCACCCCAUCCCCAUCAUCUCCUACAACCCUUCUCUUGAGUAGAGAAAAACUCCCCAAGUGACCUUUUGGGUGGGAAGGACAGCGGUACAUGUGACCCCAUCUUUCUCUUUGUUUUUGCCUCCUGGCUGCCACCACUGCCACGCACAGCUGUUCUUUUUCUGGCUGGAGUACAGGCUGGACCGCCUUCUUUGGCUCCCAUUAAAAAAACUUCACAACAUUCUAAGUGUAAGGGACAACAAAAGGGGAAUAGUCAUAGGAAGUAGAAGUUGCAAAAAAAUAGGUUUGUAUCCGUGACUUUACUCAGGUUGACACCCUCGCCCUAAAUCAGAAGUUCUCCACCUGGGGUCCAUGGACUCCCUGAAAUCAUAUGCAAAAUGUUGUCUGUACCUGUGAGUCUGUGUUUUUAUGGGGGUGGGGGGUUAUGGCUUUCAUCAGAUUCUCAAGGCCUUAACAAAGUUAAAGGACCACGCCUCGAGGUUGCCACACAUUGGCCAAGCUGAGGGGUGCCACACAGCGGCAGCUCUUCCUGCCCCACCAUCCCUUCCCUGUGGCCCGCCUGGACUUGCAGCUGCUGGAUGCCCUCUUGUUUCUCCCAUCCCUGGAAACUGGGCUCUGUGUGUAUUUGAAGAUACUGUCAACUCCUACCAAACAUAAAGACCUCUUCCUGCUUCACAGCUCCCAGAUGCUCUAGGCUUCUCCUGCUCAGUCCUGGUCUUGGCCUGUGUAUGUGCCUCGUUCAUCCCUGGUGGGGGACCCCCUUGAGCUCCAGUGAAUGAUCCAGCCCUUCUCAGUUGAAGUUUCAACUCUACUUACCUUGGCAGCAGCCUGUGAACUACUCAAAAGAGUCCCCUUGGGUUUGAGAUUAUCAGUGGCUUUGCCACUAAUAAGUGUAUGAUUUUCAGCAAGUAAUCUAAUAUAGGAACAUUGGUUUACUCAUCUGUAAAGUGGGGAUAAUAAUACCUACCUCAGGGUUGCUGCAAGGAUUAAAUGGGGAAACAUGUAAACAAUAAAGCACUAUCUAUUCCAGUA
Felis catus (domestic cat) is the source of this 4208-nucleotide messenger RNA. RefSeq names its product ssemaphorin 4F (gene SEMA4F). The record is from RefSeq and is a predicted model, not a curated record. The transcript is spliced from 14 exons. Gene Ontology annotation, molecular function: chemorepellent activity; semaphorin receptor binding. The coding region runs from base 158 to 2470 and encodes 770 amino acids. Lineage: Eukaryota; Metazoa; Chordata; Mammalia; Carnivora; Felidae. Gene Ontology annotation, biological process: semaphorin-plexin signaling pathway; negative chemotaxis; positive regulation of cell migration.